This is a messenger RNA of Fonsecaea pedrosoi CBS 271.37, 2757 nucleotides long. RefSeq lists its product as uncharacterized. The transcript has a single exon. The record is from RefSeq and is a predicted model, not a curated record. Gene Ontology annotation, molecular function: ATP binding; protein serine/threonine kinase activity. Gene Ontology annotation, biological process: protein phosphorylation; intracellular signal transduction. The coding region runs from base 1 to 2757 and encodes 918 amino acids. Gene Ontology annotation, cellular component: cytoplasm. Lineage: Eukaryota; Fungi; Ascomycota; Eurotiomycetes; Chaetothyriales; Herpotrichiellaceae.
AUGUCGUCGGCAAUCAACGAUGACGAACUCUCCAUUUCCCUCCCACAAACCAACUCCAGCCGCUCCAGGCCGUCCCUUCCUACUGUUCUUUCCCCGCCGGCACGUUCUAGCUUGAGCCAGACGCCGAUGGCAGAGUCCCCAGGCACUGCCCGCGCAAUGCAACGACUACACCAGUAUGCCUUCGUGCGCAACAUUGGUGAAGGAUCGUUUGGUAAAGUCAAGCUUGCGAGACACAAGGUUACGGGUCAAGAGGUUGCAAUGAAGACUAUCAGUCGACGCAAAUUAAUCAGUCGGGACAUGGCAGGGCGGAUAGAGAGGGAGAUCCAAUACUUGCAACUCCUGCGGCACCCACACAUCAUCAAGCUCUACACCGUCAUAACAACCAAGACAGACAUCUACAUGGUGCUGGAAUAUGUUCCCAUGGAGUUGUUUGAUUACAUCGUGAAGCAUGGUCGGCUGGGCGAAGCAAAGGCCCGGAAGCUGUUUCAACAGAUCAUCUGUGCUGUCGAGUAUUGUCAUCGUCACAAAAUUGUCCAUCGAGACCUCAAACCGGAGAACCUUCUCCUUGACAAGAACAUGAAUGUGAAAAUCGCCGACUUUGGUCUGAGUAAUAUCAUGACAGAUGGCAAUUUCUUGAAGACGAGUUGCGGAAGCCCAAACUAUGCUGCCCCUGAAGUCAUUGGUGGAAAGCUCUAUGCUGGUCCUGAAGUCGAUGUCUGGAGUUGCGGUGUCAUUCUCUACGUCUUCCUCGUUGGCAGGCUCCCAUUCGACGAUGAGUUCAUUCCUGCACUGUUCAAGAAGAUUCAGGCCGGGACAUUUCACAUUCCAUCACAAACUCCGCCAGGCGCGGUAAACCUCAUCAAGCGAUGUUUGCAAGUGCAUCCGGUUCAUCGCAUCACCAUACCCGAAAUCAGACAAGACGAAUGGUUCAUGAAAGACCUUCCUGCUUAUUUGGUUGAUCCCGUGGAAGAAUUUCUGGACACCGGAGUCGAUCCCACCAAAGCCAUCGACCCUCGUCAGCUUGCUCCGGGAAAACCACUUGACGUGGUUGAGAAAAUUCACGAGCAAGUCGUUGGCAAGCUUGGUCGUACCAUGGGUUAUGCGAAGGAGGAUGUGAAGGAUGCUUUGAGCAAAGAUGAGCCUAGUGCAAUCAAAGACGCAUAUCUCAUAGUCAGAGAGAACCAGUUAAUGAUCAGCACUCCCCAAUACCGCACAGAGAACCCAGAGCUGGAGUCGUUCAUGGCUUCUUCGCCUCCAGUCGAACCAAACUAUCCCAAUUUCCCCGGCUCGCCACGACGGUUUCAGGAUAUCGAUGUCAAGCCUCUCACUCCAAGUCGCACGGAUGCGCACCGAGCUAGUCGGUCACUAUCUGAAACUCCAUCUUCCCUCAGAGAAGAAGAGAAGCCUAGGAUCUCAAAUGUUCGCGUCCUGAACACAUCACUACCUCAUGUUCAUGAAGAGCUCCUUCAGAUCCGCGAAAAGGCAAAGGCUCAUGGUGAAGAUCCCGACAUGAUUCUCCAUCCGACACAAGGCCAAGAUCAGAAGGACGAAGCCGAAAGCCCCAUCCCCGAAGAAAUUAAGGAUGAACAGGGGAAUCCCAUUUAUCGAUCUAAAGAAGAACAGGAGGCCACAUCAAGGGCUUUGAAACCACACUCGCGCUCUGUGACGGCUCUAAAUUCAUUGCGAGAACCGAAAGGCCGACCCGAAGGUAUGACGACUUUGCCAACCGACGAAAAACGCCCACCCGCUGCCAAAACCAAGCCUAGACGCUGGCAAUUUGGCAUCCGCAGUCGAAACCAACCUUGGGAAGCCAUGAAGUGCUUGUACGCUGCUCUCAAGGCACAAGGCGCCGAAUGGGAAGUUAAUCCGUGGCUGCGGCCUGAGUCGAUGCCCGAUGGUGAUGACGAGAAGGAUGGUAUCCCUCCGCCUCCACCCGAUCUAGAACCUGGCCAACGCCACGAGAUCCUGCAACAGAGAUUCUCAUUUGUGGGCGAGGACUACUACAUCCCCCGAGAUCCUUUCAAUAUUCGCGCGAGAAUCUUGAAAAAGGGAUUACUGAUGCCUGGUGAAGCGCCAUCUGUCUCAGCUCACAGUUCAGCAGUCAGCCUACCCGCAGAAGCACAGACCCAGCUCAAGAGACAUAUUGAGCAACUGGGCUAUGCCUCGGAGGAUGUCAAACAGGCGCUCGGGAUGAGUUCUCCAAACGGAAGCCAAGCAAAUGCGAGGUCACCAGCGAGCAGUGGACAUCCCUCCCGGCAAAAUACGGGAGGUGAGCCAGCCCUUCACAGCCAGGAUGCGUUUACAGGACCAGGACAAGUAUCCAUGAGCAGGCCCGACAGUCUUUCGGCACUCAACAAGAAAAUCCCAAGCGAGCACAUCGGAGUCUGGGUGUUUAUCGACAUUCAAUUGUAUACCUUAGAGCAGGGAACGUUUGUUGUGGAUUUCAAAUGCGAUGGAUACCAGAAUGUGAUUUGGCACGAUUUGAAAAAGGAGCGAGAGAGGAAUAAGACACCCACCAGCAGCAGCACAGUGACGAGCCCGACGAACAGCAGACCCACCAGCGGGUUCGGAAACAUCAGUCACACCAGCUCUGAUCGGCUUGAUGAAAUGAGCGGCGAAGGCUACUGGAAACCGGUCAGCAAGCGCUACAAGAACGUGGAAAAGGAGAUAUCCAGCCCUUAUCCCUAUCUCGACGUGGCUAGUGACUUGGUGGCUCAACUAGUAAGUCUGAGUGCUAAGGCUGCGCAACGGUCCUGA